AUGACUAGUAAGAAAGAAAUAGGCGCAAAGAUCCUUGCUUUGUUGAAGACAUUGCCCAAGGAUAGAAUACAACAUACUGCCAACUUCAAGGAAUCUCAAAUUGCUAGAUUCCUGAAUGAGAACUAUAUCAAUGGAAUAAUGGAAAAAGACUUACAGUUACAAUACUUAUCACUUAGAGAUCUUGUCAAUGACAAGUAUAAAAACUAUUACAAGUUGGACGAGAAAUUGAUACGACCAAAGGGCAACCCUCACUAUUAUGAAAGGUUAUUGACUGAAUUGAAAGGUGAAAGCAAAGAGACGCUCUUUACUGCUAUUAAGACUGUUAUAUUUGGGAAGUGA
Priceomyces carsonii is the source of this 339-nucleotide messenger RNA. RefSeq lists its product as uncharacterized. NCBI's taxonomy places the organism in Eukaryota, Fungi, Ascomycota, Pichiomycetes, Serinales, Debaryomycetaceae. The record is from RefSeq and is a predicted model, not a curated record. The transcript has a single exon. Gene Ontology annotation, biological process: mitochondrial respiratory chain complex III assembly. Gene Ontology annotation, cellular component: Cbp3p-Cbp6 complex; mitochondrion. The coding region runs from base 1 to 339 and encodes 112 amino acids. Gene Ontology annotation, molecular function: ribosome binding.